Batrachochytrium dendrobatidis JAM81 is the source of this 708-nucleotide messenger RNA. RefSeq lists its product as uncharacterized. The transcript has 4 exons. The coding region runs from base 1 to 708 and encodes 235 amino acids. Lineage: Eukaryota; Fungi; Chytridiomycota; Chytridiomycetes; Rhizophydiales. The record is from RefSeq and is a predicted model, not a curated record.
AUGGCAUUUGUUAUUGUCAAAUACGGAGCAAAUGAAGAAAAAAUGGUGAAUCCAAACUGUCUUGGUGCCGUUAUGCUUAGCCAUAUCAAAAAAUCGUGUGGAUAUGCCGAUAUCUCAGAGAAUAUCGAUCUUGCAUCUGAGACUGGCGAGGUUGUCGACCUUGUUUCGCGACCACGCGAAUAUGCCAGAAAGUUUCUCGAACCUCGUGGAUCCUAUAUUUUAGUCAAAGUAAUUGGAGAUGAGAUGGAGGAUUCAUCGCCGACAUAUAUCUCAUUACUUGAUCAAGCUGGCGAAAAAAUCAAGUUUUCAGUUACAAACCCAACGUUCAGAACGCGGAUCAAAGGCAAGACAGGAACCAGAGGAGAUCCGCCAAAAUCAGAUAAAACAGAUGAUGUUCUAACAGCUCUUCCAGUGAAAAUUGGCAAAGUCACUCAACAAGCUAAAUCUGGAAAAACUGAAAAGGCAGAAUCUAGAGGAACAGAUAAACUCGGUAGCAUAUCUGCUGGAGGGCUAUCUGGGGCUGAAGAUCUUAGUAUACAUCGAAAGAGUAUUGUCGAGCCGAUUUUAUCAAGUGCAGUAUCACUUGAAAAAAAAUCUACCGCUAAAUCUACCACUAAAGCAUCUACAAGUGCGGUUCCGGCUGGACUAACACCCAUUAUUACAGCAGCAUCAGAAUUAAAUCAAACUACAAUCAAAAAAGGAAAAUAA